AUGCACCCUCGAAGCCUGUUUUUUCCCUUUUACGUAAGUCGUUCCAAACAUGUUUGUAACAACCCCCCGGUGAUGCCUUUGGCAAAAGUGGUUUUGGGUCCAAAGAUCAGUGCUGGGACAAGCGACCUGCCCGCAGCAAACAAGAGCCUGCAGAGUAUAAAAUCCCGGCGGUGCGGUGGAGCGCAGGACAGCCUGAGCCACGCCGACGGGCAGCGGCUGCAGAGGAAGAUGGAGGCCAGCAUGAACCACCUGCACGACACGGGCAUCCAGGCAACGCGCUGGCUGCAGGAGCACUUCCAGGGCUCCCAGGACUGGUUCCUCUUCAUCUCCUUCGCCGCUGACCUCAGGAACGCUUUCUUUGUCCUCUUCCCUAUCUGGUUCCACUUCAGCGAGUCGGUGGGCAUCAGGCUUAUCUGGGUGGCCGUGAUCGGUGACUGGCUCAACCUCGUCUUCAAGUGGAUCCUCUUUGGGGAGAGACCAUACUGGUGGGUCCAUGAGACGGACUAUUACAGCAACACCUCCGCCCCAGAGAUCCAGCAGUUCCCGCUCACCUGCGAGACCGGCCCCG
Messenger RNA from Fulmarus glacialis (Northern fulmar), 568 nucleotides. Its product is annotated as glucose-6-phosphatase-like. NCBI's taxonomy places the organism in Eukaryota, Metazoa, Chordata, Aves, Procellariiformes, Procellariidae. Gene Ontology annotation, biological process: gluconeogenesis; glucose 6-phosphate metabolic process. The record is from RefSeq and is a predicted model, not a curated record. Gene Ontology annotation, cellular component: membrane. Gene Ontology annotation, molecular function: glucose-6-phosphatase activity.